This is a messenger RNA of Anoplophora glabripennis (Asian longhorned beetle), 2081 nucleotides long. RefSeq lists its product as uncharacterized. NCBI's taxonomy places the organism in Eukaryota, Metazoa, Arthropoda, Insecta, Coleoptera, Cerambycidae. Gene Ontology annotation, molecular function: zinc ion binding; nucleic acid binding. The transcript has 7 exons. The record is from RefSeq and is a predicted model, not a curated record. The coding region runs from base 34 to 2037 and encodes 667 amino acids.
AUGUAAAAUGUGAAUUAGUUAUUGAGAACAAACAUGGAAGCAGGUUAUUCUAGUGUAAAGGAUUUUGUUAAUUCUGCUGGUGACUCUGCCGAAAAACUCACUUGUGACCUUUGUGAAAUUUUUGAUAUACAUAAAAAUGAUUUUGAGAACCACCUUAAAAGUCGAGGCCAUCGAAAGAAACUUCGUAAAAAAGAUAGAGAACGUGAGAAGGAAUCUGGCAAAAGUGAGGAAGAGAGAUUUGAAUGCGAGUAUUGCAACAGAACUAUUAGAGGGGAAGAAUUUUACAAAGCACAUUUGGGAAGUAAAACCCAUAAAAGGAAUUUAAAACGAUUUACUACAGGUCAAACAAAAUCAGCUACAGCUUCUGCUCAGGUUAAUCGCAGUAGCAGGAGAUCUCGCAAACUUAUCAUUGGCACCCAGGAUGAAAUUGGUCAAAUUGACUUUAUCAGACAGAAAUAUAAAAUCCGCCUUGACAGAAUCGAGGAUUUAAACUAUAAAGCAUACAUAUACUCCCUAACGGCAUAUCUUAGCCUACGUUUAGCUUUGGAUCAGAAUGUCGAAGACUUUAAGUUAUCUGUGAACGAUAGGGAAUGGCAAGUCUUCGGAGACGUGGUUAUAUAUAUAACCUACAAAGAAAAAAAGGUUCUUUAUGUCAUACAAUGCAAAAAAAUUACACAGGCUUUUAAACAAAUUGAGCAAUUGGAGGAAGCUAAGAUACAUGUGGAAAAACAGUACCAAUAUCUAGCUCAAUUGAAAGGUGCUGGAAAAGAUGUCCUCGAGACAAAGUUUGUAAUAUUUACGACCUGUAGUACUAAUUCAAAUUUCGUUCAAUCCGUGCCACUGAAGGCUGCAAUAUUGAAUAAGUGGAGUACUUCUGAUGAUGAUAAUUUCUUAGACGGUACGCUCAAAUUAAAAUCUGGGUUAAAAAAGAAUGAAAUAAUAAACGUUACCAAUGAUCCUGAAAAUAUAUAUUCCUUUAUACUGUCGGAUAAUGUGGGUUACCACUUGCCUCAGCUUUUCUUGUACACUGGUCAGAGGAUUUUACCUUCGAUGCUGAAUCAGUUGUUAAAACAAAAAUUUGACAGGUACCCUGAUAUUUCAACAGAUUUUAUGAAAUAUAUAGAAAGGUGGAUCGACGGUAAACUCGGAGGGAACUAUAAGCUCAAGAAAAAAGAUGUUGUUCUUAAAGUAGGAGAAAUCCUGCUAGGUCCGUACAUUGUUUCUCCCAAAAAUGUCCAUUCCAAACAUGACGCUUUUGACGUUUGGAAUCAAGUUAUCAGUCGAGUUGACUUAACUGUUGUGAAAAAUGAAUCAUAUACAAUUAGUAAAAUCUGCAGACCACUAAAUAUAAUGAUAGAGGAAACUCUCUCUACGACUAUAGAUACAAUAACAAAAUCCAUACACCUGAAACAUGAUACAUUACAUCAAGUGGGAGAUCCUAUCAAAUCGUACUUUUUUGAGGUUGUUCGAGAAAAUGUGUAUGACGAUAUUCCCCUUCAUUUGGUCUAUAAUGUGUUUUGGAAAGCAGGUAAAAUACCUCUGCUGAUGUCAUCGGAAAAAGAGGAAGAAGCAAAGGGUUUCAUACUAGACGUCAUUAUGCUCAUGAAAAAGAUGGGGGUGCAUAAAAAGUUCUUAAUCAAAAGUGCAAACCUUAAUCUAAACCGUUACAAAGAAACCUUGAAGAUAUUUACAUGUUUAGAUGAUGUAAAAGAAUUCGUAGAUUGGAACGAAGUCAAGAUAAGAGUUUCAGAUUCGUUCGAACUCUCUCUAAGUGAAAUUCAAAAUUCAGACCCAUUUUUCUCAAAAUGGGUGACUCCAAACAUGUUUUUUGAUAUCGCUGUCGGUAAGUACAGCCUCAAACCUAGUUAUUCUCCAAAAAAAUUACAUAGGAAAAAGGAUAUUUUGAAGCUAAUACUGAGUGAUGAUGUAAAAGAUAAUUUGGAGUAUCAACUUUAUCCAGAAAUUGAUAUAUCAGAGACAGAUUCAAGGGAUUCAAAUGAAAGUAGACUUAGAGGUGUUGAUCCCCAUAUAUUAUAAUUCAUUAUUAUAUUUGAUAAUAGUAAAUAAAAAAUUACAUAUUU